Messenger RNA from Amyelois transitella, 1977 nucleotides. RefSeq names its product calcium-binding mitochondrial carrier protein SCaMC-2 (gene SCaMC). Gene Ontology annotation, cellular component: mitochondrial inner membrane. Gene Ontology annotation, biological process: transmembrane transport. NCBI's taxonomy places the organism in Eukaryota, Metazoa, Arthropoda, Insecta, Lepidoptera, Pyralidae. The record is from RefSeq and is a predicted model, not a curated record. Gene Ontology annotation, molecular function: calcium ion binding; ATP transmembrane transporter activity. The coding region runs from base 278 to 1726 and encodes 482 amino acids. The transcript has 8 exons.
GCAACACCAACACUCGCACUCUUGCACGUGCUAUGGAAUUUUAGACGUACAAUUGUAUGUGUGCGUGCCACUUUUCCUCCGCAAUGUGUGUGUAGUGCGCAAAGUAGUUAGCUGUCAAUUUUUCGAAUAGAUCGAAAAACUAGUGCAAUUUUACAAAUAAAAAUGAAAUCACUUUCUUGUGAGGCUUAAGUUAUGUAUGCUCAUAAGAAGUCACAUGAGAAUAGAUUAUCUUGUUAUUUAACAAGUAGUAAAAGUACUUACUCUUACAAAUCACACCAUGGUGCAGUGUCAUCCGCCGUUGGAGCUAGAAGAAUUGCCAAAAGAAGACGAAGAAAGAUUAGAAACUCUAUUUUCUAAAUUAGACACCGAUGGAAAUGGCAAGAUCGACAUCCACGAUCUAUCCGUGGCCUUAAAGGAGCUGGCUCCACACAUAAAUCGCAGCUAUGCAGAGAAAUUCCUGGCGAAGUCCGGCGGGAAGGACGCCGGGGACAUCACCCUGUCCGAGUUCAUCCACUACGUGCGCGAACACGAGAAGAACCUGCGCUUGCAAUUCUCUCAUCUCGAUAAAAAUAAAGAUGGAAAAGUUGAUCUGGAAGAACUUAUAUCCGCCUUUGCCGACUUGGGCAUAGCCAUCGGCAGAAACGAGGCCACAAACUUACUUAAAAGAAAAGGUGGUUGGCCAAAAUUCUGGUGGAUGGACCAGGAUGGCAGCUUGAACAUCAGCUAUGACGAAUGGAGGGACUAUCUCCUUUUGGCGCCAGGAAGCGACAUCCACGCCCUCAUACACUUUUGGCGGCAUUCCACCUAUCUGGACAUCGGGGAGGACAUGAACGUCCCCGAUGACUUCACCCAGAGUGAACUCCAGACCGGCAAGUGGUGGCGCCACCUGCUGGCCGGCGGCAUUGCGGGCGCGGUCAGUCGGACUUGCACUGCCCCGCUUGAUAGACUGAAGGUGUUUUUACAGGUUAAUCCAACCAGAGAGAAUAUGUCAAAAUGUCUUAUGAGAAUGAUAAACGAGGGCGGCUUCACAGGUCUGUGGCGAGGGAACGGCAUCAACGUUAUAAAGAUUGCCCCCGAAUCCGCGAUAAAGUUCGCCGCGUACGAACAAGUCAAAAGGUUGAUCAAAGGCGAGAAGAGAAACCAGCCGUUAGCAAUACACGAACGAUUCGUGGCGGGCGCCACCGCCGGAGCCGUCAGCCAAACUGUGAUCUACCCACUAGAGGUGCUAAAGACAAGAUUAGCUUUAAGAAAAACAGGCCAAUACUCUGGUAUUGUCGACGCGGCGAAGAAGAUUUACGCAAGAGAGGGGUUGAAGUGUUUCUAUAAGGGUUACAUUCCAAAUAUUUUGGGGAUCGUGCCGUACGCGGGCAUCGACUUGGCGGUGUACGAGACGUUGAAGAAGAAGUACAUAAGCAAGUAUCAGUCGAACAAUGAGCAGCCGGGGAUGCUGCUGUUGUUGGCGUGCGGGAGCGCCUCGUGCACGCUGGGGCAGGUGUGCUCGUACCCGCUGGCGCUCGUGCGGACAAGGUUGCAAGCGCAAGAAAAAGCAGCGAAAGGUAUCGAGGGUACGAUGCGUGGUGUUUUCCGCGAGAUCGUCCAAAGGGAAGGUAUCACGGGGCUGUACCGCGGCAUCACGCCCAACUUCAUCAAGGUGAUCCCCGCCGUCUCCAUCUCCUACGUGGUGUACGAAUACGCCAGCCGCUCCCUCGGCGUCAACAUGACGUGAUCGCCUCCACACCGCGCGGCAACGAGCUCAAAUCCUUAAUUCUCUAAGCAUAGCAUUGCAUUUCGUUGUAAAUACCUCUCGUGUAAGUCUUAUUUAUUCGUGAAAUAAUUCUAAUUAUGUAAUUAAUAGGUCUAUCUCGGUAUUUAUUGUUGUGCAGUUCGCUUGAAUCGAAAUGAAUAUGUGGAAUGUGACAAGCUUUCAGUGACACUGGAAGGGCAUCUGUGAUUAUAAUAAAUUAUGUAAUAUUUUUA